Messenger RNA from Knipowitschia caucasica, 519 nucleotides. The record is from the annotation of a GenBank genome assembly. NCBI's taxonomy places the organism in Eukaryota, Metazoa, Chordata, Actinopteri, Gobiiformes, Gobiidae.
AUGGCCUCUUCCUCCCCUUUACUGCCUCUCCUCCGCCCUUCACAGCUCUCCACAUCAGCGGUUGCGCCUCCUGUCGAAGCCGGUGUCUCUGGUUCCCUCUUCCCCGGACAGAUCGCCUCUUCAUCCCCUGAGUUGCCUCCCCACAUCAGCGGUUGUUGCCUCCUCUCGUGGCCGGUGUCUCUGGUUCCUUCGUUCCCGGACAGAUCGCCUCUUCCUCCCCUUUAUUGCCUCUCCUCUCACCCCCCACAGCCCUCCACAUCAGCGGGUCUCGCCUCCUCUCUUGGCCGGUGUUUCUGCUUCCCUCCUCCGCCUGAGCUCAUGUUUUCCCGCGGAGGUCCUCCCCCUGCGGCGCUGGGCGGAGUUUCACCCCGGCCUAGGCGCUCCUUGUGUCGGCUGCGGUUGGAGCUGACUCCCGCUGAUCUGGUGCUGUUCCCCGGGAGAGAACCAGGCCGCGUUGCUCUGCUCGCCUCUUCCCCGUUGUUUGGGCACCUCUUUCCAGACACUCGGGACAAACACUGA